Messenger RNA from Dacryopinax primogenitus, 423 nucleotides. RefSeq lists its product as uncharacterized. NCBI's taxonomy places the organism in Eukaryota, Fungi, Basidiomycota, Dacrymycetes, Dacrymycetales, Dacrymycetaceae. The coding region runs from base 1 to 423 and encodes 140 amino acids. The transcript has 2 exons. The record is from RefSeq and is a predicted model, not a curated record.
AUGCCUCGACUGCGUUCUACUCUCAUCUACAAGGAGGAACAGCAUGCUUCCAGCUACAGAACUGCAGGAUACCAAGCGCUUCGGCGUACCUUCCUCUGUUUCGCGGCUCGAACCUCCCAAAUCCACCUGCGAGCAAAAAAACGUCAAUUCACUCGACCAUACAAAGCUUACAUUCUUGCCCUGCUUCUGGUAUUUUCUGUCAACGACGGUCACGAUAAUCCGAACCCGCCCACUCAACUCCCCAUCACAAUGCGCCUGAUCAACGUCCUCCUACUGCUCGCCCUCGCCGGUUCCGCCCCAGUCCUUGCGCAAAUCCACUGCGAAGCCUGCUGCAUCUGCGAUCCUAUCUGCCGUAACCCCUGCGAGUCCGAGGCACCGAAUUGCUGUGGUCCUGAAGGCGCACCGGGAGUGAGCGAGCUCUAA